Messenger RNA from Ruditapes philippinarum (Manila clam), 1721 nucleotides. Its product is annotated as DNA-directed RNA polymerase III subunit RPC3-like. The record is from RefSeq and is a predicted model, not a curated record. The transcript is spliced from 15 exons. The coding region runs from base 61 to 1659 and encodes 532 amino acids. NCBI's taxonomy places the organism in Eukaryota, Metazoa, Mollusca, Bivalvia, Venerida, Veneridae. Gene Ontology annotation, molecular function: single-stranded DNA binding. Gene Ontology annotation, biological process: DNA-templated transcription. Gene Ontology annotation, cellular component: RNA polymerase III complex.
CAGUCUAGAUUUCAACCGGUGUACUUGUACAAUGUACUACUGUGUGCAUUUCAAUCUUUCAUGAUGUCGAAAUGCAAAACUGAUGUUUGCAGACUAAUUUUGCGUGAAAGCUUUGGAGAAGUUGCGGAGAAAGUUGCAUAUUUACUUCUUAGUAAAGGUGCUUGUCAUUUACGCCAGAUUGCUUCAGAGACAACCCUUCAUAUUGACAAGGUACGAAAAAUUCUUCUGGUUUUGAUACAGCAAAAUGUUGUUAAGUUUGAGAAGAACAAGAGAGGUUAUACAGAAUAUUUCGUUGACAUUGAGAGCUUGUUUUGGAGACAGCGUAUACCGAGGUACAUACAUUGUGCAAAGACGCUAUAUGGCGAUGCUGCAGAGUUAGUUGUAGAGGAUCUGGUGUAUCACGGUCAGCUGAUGAUGUCAUCUGUUGUAAACACGGUUACUGAUAAAUUAAAUGAAGCUUUGGAACAUGCAGGUCACCAGAAAAUUGGUUCCCGUGUUGUAUAUGAUAAGUUUAGUCUCCUGGCUGGUACCCAUUUUAUACAGAAAUGUUUGAAUCUAAUGGAAGCUUCCCAAGAUGAAGAAGAUUUGGAUGAAAGAGAUCUUUCCCAUUUGUUUAAGGUGCCUCCAUAUAAUAUUAAAGAUGGAGAGAAGAAAAGAAAAAGAUCUACAGAUGAGAGUGAGCCACCAGCAAAGAAACCAAAAAUGUCAACGGACGAUGAGACGGUAUCAGACGAUGGUGUUUAUUGGAAAAUAAAUCACAGACGUUUCCAUCAGUAUUUUAGAGAUCAAUUAUUUAUUAAAGCUAUACACAACACAAUAGAUAAGAGAGCUGCAGACAUUUUACAAACAAUGUUACGGUUAACUGAGGUAAAAUCUGAUGAUAUAUGUUUUACUACAAACCCCAUGUCCUUCACAGAGAUAUUUCAGGCUAUUCCUAGAGAUCUUGGUAUUACAAGAAACAUGUGUGAACAAUAUCUCAGUUUGAUGACUGAUGAUUCCUCAGGUGUUGUGUCAAAGGUGGGGGAAAGUGGAGGUGGAAUGUUUGUGAUAAAUAUUAUGAAAGGUCUUAAAACAAUAUGUAAAGCACACCUGGAAUCUGUGGUACAGGAAAGAUUUGGAUCAAAAAGUUUGAGGAUAUUUAGAGUUUUACUUUUAAAACAACAUCUAGAGCAGAAACAGAUAGAAGAUUUAGCCAUGAUUCCAUCAAAAGAAGCAAAAGAACUUCUAUAUACGAUGUUUGCACAGAACUUCGUUUCAGUAACAGAAAUAUCUAAAACCCCUGAUCAUGCCCCAGCAAGGACUAUCUUUUUGUUUAGAGUUCAGCUAGAUCAGCUUGCAAGAAUGUUGCUGGAAAAUUCUUAUAAGGCCCUUGCAAAUGCUAUGAGAAAAAGAGUGGCAGAAACUAAAGAAAAUAGGAGGUUAAUGGAGAAGCAGGAGAGAGUUGAUGCGAUAUUAGCGUCGCUAGAACAAUCUGGAGCAGACGACGCACAGAAAGAGGAAAUACAGCAGACAAUUACACCAGCAGAAAGGUCACAGCUGCAAAAGGUCAAACAUAUGAUAAAUAUGUUAGAUCAGAGUGAACUGCAGCUAGAUGAGACGAUCUUUGUAUUAGAAACCUUCCUUUAUUAUAAUGACCAGAAAUUAAAAUUUAGGUCAUAGACUGCUAUAAAUUUUACUUCUUCAUUGUUCAAGUUUUUGAUAAUAAAUAAAUUUUACAAACC